Messenger RNA from Anopheles coustani, 2115 nucleotides. Its product is annotated as proton-associated sugar transporter A-like. Bases 11 to 1576 code for a protein of 521 amino acids. Gene Ontology annotation, molecular function: sucrose:proton symporter activity. The record is from RefSeq and is a predicted model, not a curated record. Gene Ontology annotation, cellular component: membrane. The transcript is spliced from 5 exons. Lineage: Eukaryota; Metazoa; Arthropoda; Insecta; Diptera; Culicidae.
UAGCCCCGCGAUGGAGGACACGAAGGUCGCUGUGGCGGGUGCACCGUCGGACGAGGAUGUGCUGGAAGGUAUGCUGAGCCGGCGGUUCCUGUACGCGCAGAGAGUGCUGGGGAGCAGCACCUACCAUCAUACGUUCAGGACGAAAACGCGCUGGGAGCUGGUGCGGCUGUCGCUGCUGAUCGUCGGCAUCGAGUGCACUUAUGCGACGGAGACGGCGUUUGUGGCUCCGAUCCUGCUCGCCAUCGGCCUGCCGCACACCAUCAUGACGAUGAUGUGGGCGAUGCCACCGAUCGUUGGCGUGCUGUUCGUGCCGAUUGUGGCCUCAGCCAGUGACCGUUUGCGCGCGUCCUGGGGUCGUCGACGGCCCGUCCUGCUCGCCCUCGGCAUUGCGAUGCUGCUCGGCAUGAUGCUGCUGCCACAUGGGCGGGCGGUCGGUGAAGCGAUCGGGCUGAGGAGCGUGGCCUGGGUGGCAACGCUGACCACCAUCGGGCUGACGACGACCGACUUCUCGGCCGAAGCAUCGAAUGGCCUCUGCCGGACGUACGCGAUGGAGGUGUGCACGAUCCGCGACCAGGCGCGCGUCCUCAGCACGAUGAUGCUGAUCGGAGGACUCGGCGGCGCGAUGGGCUACCUGUUCGGGUCGGUCGACUGGAUGUCGCUGCCCAUCGGGAGCUACUUCGACAGCAACGAGUCGGCCGUCUUCAGCGCCAACUGGCUCGUGCUGCUGGUCGGGCUGCUCAGUACGCUCACCAGCUUCCCGGAGAUCCCGCUUCCGGUGCAGGAACGGGACGAGCUGCUCCGACCGGUUACACACCGGAUGCUGCAGAACGAGCUGAAGCGACUCCGAGGCGACGCACACGACACGCAGACCGAGCUCGCGGAGUCGAUCGGCUUCCGGCAGUUCCUGCGCAACACCGUGCGUAUGCCCCGCUCCAUGAAGAUCCUCUGCGCCACCCAGUUCCUGUCGCACAUGGGCUACCUGCCCUACUGCCUGUACUUCACCGAUUUCGUCGCGUCGGCCGUGUACGGCGGGGACUCGCAGGCACCGAAGAACUCCGCCGAGCUGGCGCGCUACGACGAAGGGAUACGGUUCGCGUGCUUCGGGAUGGCGCUGUUCGCCGCCGGAGCCUCGCUCUACUCGCUCGUAAUUGAGCGGCUGAUCGAGCGGCUCGGGGCACGACCCGUCUACGUCGGCGGGCUGAUGGCACACUGCGUCGGCAUGCUGGCGAUGGGCCUCCUCCACCACCGUGCCGUCGUCCUGCUGUGCUGCUGCCUCACUGGCAUCAUGUACGCUACCAUCUACUCCAUCCCAUUCCUGCUGAUUUCGCACUACCACUCGAAGAACUCGUUUGCGAUGGUCGACGGGAAGUGUGUGGAGAGCACCGAGCCGCGUGGUUUCGGCGCAGAUGUUUCGAUGAUGAGCAGCGUCCUGUGUCUCGCCCAGCUAAUCGUCUCGCUCGUGAUGGGGGCGCUGAUCGACGCGGCCGGCACGACGACGGUUAUCAUCGUGGCCGCCUGUGGAUGCAGCCUGCUGGCCGCCUGCUCCGCCCUGACCGUCCUGUACAUGGACCUGUGACAAGCGUGAUCCGACAAUCGGGAUUCUCAAUUAGUUCUCCAACCGAUGGCGAUGGUUCUCGAUGCAAUUGGAGCUGGAGGAGAGCGUACCGGUUUCAUCCCGUUCGUACCACUCGCAAAAGGCGUCGCAAAAGCGUACGGCACCAAGUUUUCAAUUGACGACAUCUCGUUUCCAUCACCUCCUCCACUACCUCCAUGUUUCCUCCAAGCAAGAAAAAAACCAGAAAUGUAGCAUCAAUUAUGGCGGGCGAAUCGGGCGAUGCGAUGAGUUAUAGGAUGGCCUCAGCUGUAAUUAAUCGAUCAAUUCUGGAUUCCCCUAUCUCCCACACCCCACCCCUUCCCCUUUUCCGAGCCACUGGCCGAAGGGGGAAAGCGUUUGUGAUAGAAAAUGUAUUCACUCGAAAUUGAAUAUGUAAGGAGGCAUUUAGUGGAGAUUGAAUGAGAAAAGAUGGUGUGUGUGUUUGUGUGUGUGUCUGUGCGCUCAUCUCAGGGUACGAACGGUGUUCGAUUAAAGCAGAUGUUACAACGUGCGCAAUUAUG